UGUCAAACGUGCGUAUAGCCAAAUGCCAGACGUAUUAUAUAGUCAACGACCAGGAUCAGCUAGUAGCUAAUGUGCGUUUCCAGGGACUGACAACGAUAUUAAGAUAUCGACGAUAAAUUUGCUGUAAAACUGGCUGUAAACUGAGGUGAAAAAUGAAGAACGCAGGGAUAUUAUAUCUGUUACUAGAGCUGACUUUGCUUCCUCCAUUCUGCGAAAGUAAAAAAUGUAACUUACUGCCAGCCUGCAUGUCACAAAGAUAUUGUUUGGAAAGAUGGAACGAUGUCUCCGAAAAAGCUGGUUUUAAGGAAUGGUAUCAUGUCACCCCAAAUCAUUCUUUUAUCUUGUGCGGGAUCUACAAGAAUGCUUCAGACUGUAUUGAUGAUGUCAAACAAAUAGAUGAUCAAGCCAGCAGUUGGACAGCAGAUUUAUUUUGUGUUUCCUCUUAUCCAAUGGUUAUUCUUGGGUUGAUGCAAGUUGUUACCCUGAUGAUGUGCUUAAUAAUAUACAAAGGUAGGAAAGGAAUACAAGAGAAAGAAUCUGCCAAACAUCAAAAGGAUUCAUGGAUCAAGGAAACACCAACAAAUGAAGACAAAAGUGACAGCUGUCCAAAGGCUGUUGAGGACUCAAACAUCGAUAGACACAGAAAUAAAUCAGUUGAGUCAAUUUCCAAGUCGAACAUUAACAAUGGCAGCAUAACAGGCAACAUAACAAUAAUAAAUGGAAACGCAAUCUACUCUACAAAGAGGAGUCCACGCUUCUGCCGUUGCAGAAAUGUAAUAAAUCAUGAGAAUAUUGAAAGUGAUGGUAUUGGAGCCGAUAUGGAUCACUCUCCAGCUAUUGAAAGUAAGCAACCAGUUCAAGUUUCAGGAGAGGAAAAUGGAGGAUCUCAUAAGUUGAUAUUUAAAGAUAAACCACAAAGUGUUCGUUAUGAAAACAGGAAUGAAGAUAGUGAUUAUUCUUCUUGUGACUCUUACUUUUCUUGUAAUUACUUGAGUAAGAGUGUUCAACUGGUAGAACCUGAGGUGGAUAAAAGUAGUUGUGAUGAGGAAGAGGCUAAGGAGCAUUUUAAGCAGAACUUAUAUAAUGAACCUGAAUGGUUAUACAGACUAACCGAUCAACAUGCAUUUGAUAGUGUGUUUUUGCAAAAGGGAAGAGAUAAUCAUCCUUCUAGCUUAUAUAUGAGCUUGGAACAUUUGAAAAUAAGUAAUGAAAUAAGGCCAAAUUCUUUGUCUCGUCCUCCAGACCUGAAUGAAGAACCAACAUUUAUUAAGAUUCCUGAACCAAAUUGUUGUUCAGCUGAUUGUACAGAGCCAAAGCAGGUUGUAACACAGUAUAAAUCUGACAGUAAGGAUGAUGACAGUUUGAGCACCUCAUUAUCCAUUCGAAUUGAAAAUUAUACUGACUACUCGGGUAAAUGCAAUUAUAAAGACACGGAAAGUAUCACUAGUGAUGAGCUUUGCUGUGCUGAUUCAGAGCAGAAGACUGAUGAUAGUGGAGUUCUGACGUAUAGUGUUUCCGAUGCUGAAGAUCUUAAUUUAACAAAUAGAAGAAAAUAUAGCACUGAUUUGCAUUUAUAUGGAAGUGAGGUUGAUGUGAGUAAAGAUUGUGAUCACCAUCACAUGGCGACUCAAACUUCAUAUCAGACUUCAUCAGCAUAUUGCGGAAAUGAGGAUAUUAUAACCAAUAACAGUAUGCCAGAAAAUGACUGCAUAACUGACAAACCGGUUAUUUCUUCAGAAAUAUGCUCAGUUGUUAAGGAUUAUGGUUCCAUGACUGCACAGAGUUCAAGUGAUGAGAUUCUUAAUGUUGUUGAACAGAGUGUAACAACUAACCGUGAUUGCAACAUUUUACAGCAACUUAAACCAAAAACAUUGAGAACAUUUAAAUUUGAAGAAUGUGUAAGGAAGAAUCGGCAAUUCAAACAUCGAGGUAAAAAAUGUAAAUUGCCAUUGGGUGUAAAUGUGAACUGCAGAAAGACAGAUGUGUCUGCAAGCCAUAGUUCAAAUUGUAGUCCUAGUUUUGAGGAUGCAAGUGUUAGCUCCACAAAUGGACUUCAAAAUGUAACAUGGAAUAAAAGAAUGUGCAGCAAAUGUCAUAGAAGACUUCAGUAUGAUGGUGCAAUAUGUGAUCAUUGUGAAAAUUCUAGUCAUUCUAAGAAAAAACACACAAGGCCAGUAACAAUUGAUGCAGUGAAAUGUGAACUAAGUAGUGGUAUUUAUGAUUCAGGACAUGAGAGUUCAAUUGAGGAGAUAGUAUCAUGGAGUGGAUGGAGAAGAACAUUGAAUGAGUUUUGCCAAAGGUGGAAGAACAGAGAUUUAGAGAUUGCUAAAGAUGUUACAAGGAGAUUGUACAUUGACUACUUCAGUGAUUUGUCUAAUCCUGAAAUAUACGGACUUAGAACUUACUUUGAUCGUCUCAACACAGGCAUUCCCAUGACUCAAGAGGAGCAAAGACAGUUUGAAUGGUUAAGGUUUGUCUCCUUUUACCAGUAUCAAGGCAAUGGAAACGGGAUUGCUUUAGCCAGAAAUGGGUUUUGCCAUAAUCCAGAAGAUGGCCCAAACUCCACACACUGCUUUGCCUGUGAUGCCAGAUAUAAUGAGUGGGAGAUGUUUGAUAACGUUGUUGAAAUACAUACACGUUUGUCCCCAAACUGUCCCCUUCUCCAUGGCAACAUUGGUGAGGGCACUCGUCGAAAUAUCUCCAUUGUCUCUGACGAUGUUCCACGACGGAGACCAGCCCAGCAGCAAACUGCAGUGACGGCUGAACCCACUGGAAGGAAUGUGCAGGACUCACAACCUGCAAGGUCCACUUCAUCAUCAUCAGCUGCUGCUGCAGCUACCUCUGGCGCUUCAUCUGUAUCCUCAGUUGCAGCUACCUCCACUACCUCAUCUGCAGGCAGUUUUAUUCACAGUCAUCUCCCUUCUCAAUCAAGAAACCCCAUAGCUACCUCACUGACUCGUGUAAGUGGACUUGGUAACUUUGGUCGCCCAGUUCCCACCACCACCCAGCAAGUUACUGUCCCCUCUUCAGCCAAACCUGAGUCUCCGUUUAGUGCCCCGUCAACUUCAGCAUCAGCAAUAGCUUCCUCUGCAUCGGCAGUUGGGGGAAUAGCUGCAAGUGUAGCCGAUACUCACAUCAGCAGUGGAUCCCAGCAUAGUGGCUUUACAAGUAUGCAGCCAACCUCAGACCCGAAUAACACGGACCGGAUGUACCACUUGAACCCGACCACUCAGAUACGUGGGAUGGGGAUGGUGGAUGAACCGUACAAUGAGAUAUCUGUACCACCACCUCAACAAGGCAUUAGUGUAUCUGGAGUCAACCGUCCAUCAUCUAUACUUGGUAAUGAACCAGUCGGGGCAGGUGCUUUUUUUGCAGGUCAGCCCCAGAGCAUGCCAGUCAGUGGACACACCCAGGUCAGCGAACUGCGUAGCUCUUCUGUCCCACUUGUCCAAGGAUUAUCAGGCUCCCCAGGGCUCACCCCUCACCAGGAGGCCAGACCACCCCCACCUUCCACACAACAGGCACUGUCAUACCAGCAGAGAGGCCAGGGACUAGGAGGAGGUUCUGGUCCAGGGGAUGCCCCACCUGACCGGGCUCGUGGUACAGGCUUACCUGGUCUUGACCCAGAUCUAACCGCCGGUAUACACAUUGUUAGCCCACGCCACCCAGACUAUAACACCCUCACGGCUAGAAUCAACUCUUUCAGUGGAUGGCCUUCUCACCUUGAUCAGAACCCCCGGAUGAUGGGAGAGGCCGGAUUCUUCUAUGUUGGUACGGGAGUGGCUGACUUCUGUCGAUGUUAUGCCUGUGGCGGUGGAUUACGCAAUUGGCAACCAGGGGAUGACCCAGUUUUGGAGCAUGCUCGAUGGUUUCCACAGUGUGAAUACAUCAUCAAGCUGAAGGGUCAAGCGUUCGUCACUGAGAUUCAGAGACAUGUCUCAAAUUUGUCGGCUUCCAACAGUACUCCAGCUGAAACUCCCAGGCUGUCUGAGAAUAACUCUCAAGACCCACUUGACUGUGAGACUGGGCGACAGCUAAUGAGCAUGGGCUUCCCCCAGGCCCGGACACGACGCGCCAUCAGGGCGCUCAGGAUAACACACGGUCGUGACCCCACACCUGAUGAAGUGUUGGACUGGAUGUUGGAGGAUCAUACUGACUCCGAGUCAGAGGACACUGAAAGUGCGACCCCGGCCGCUACCUCACAACCUACUAGCUCAAUCACCCAUUCUUCCACGACCACCACCACUACCUCCAACCUCACAACAGCCCCGACUGGUUCCAUCAAUGUCUCCGUCACUUCCUCUACCUCAUACUUUAGUAGGGGAGCCAGUCAGGAGAAUUCACAAAGAGAGGCUACUCCAUCCACUUCUACCAAUCAAAGAGAGCAAACACCUAGUGGUAAACUUGGGGAGACGACUACGAGUGAAGGAAGUGAUCUGAGGAGGGAGGCUGAUGUUCUGGCAGGAAAUUCUGAAAAACAAGAGCCAAAGAAUGGUGGUGGUAAGAAUAAGAAGAAGAGAAAGAAGGGUAAGGGAGGUAAAUCCAGCCAGGAGGAAGGGCCUGGGGCCACAGAAGGGGCCAGUGGAGGACCAGAGGAGGAGGAAAGUAAUGACAAUGGAACACAGAUACGACAGGAGAAUGAGAAGCUUAGAGAAAUGCAAACAUGUAAGAUAUGUAUGGAACGACAGGUGAACACCACACUGCUGCCCUGUGGGCACUUGGUCAGUUGUGACCGCUGCGCCAGUAGGCUUGCGAAAUGCCCAAUAUGUCGGACAAAAAUAAAAGGAUCCGUAAAAACUUUCAUGACUUGAUCAUCAAAGAGCUUAUUAGGAACCAAGCAACCAAUUAGGAAACCGUGAAGGUAAGAAUGAUAAGGUCAUGUUGGAGACCAGGCAGAGAAGCUAGCCAGGAUCUGCUUUUUCCACUCAAGAUUUAACAGGGAGGAGAGAAAAAUAUGCUCAUUACCAAGAUGGGGACUUGAAUCAUGGAUGCUGAAAAGAUUGAAUUGACAUUUAUUUGCUGUAUUUAAUGAUGGAUACAUUGAAGUUACAGAUUUCACAGUCAAAUGCCUGUUUUUGAAAAUGAAGAGGACGGACUACUGUUCAUAUAGAUGAGAAAAGUGGCAAUGAAAACAUGAAAAGAUUUAUAUGUAGACAUUCACUAAAAUUUCUUUUUUAUUCAAAGAACAUUAUACACAAGUUAACACUUGCACCCAUAAAUAUAUAAAUCAUGGAAACUGUUAUAUCAAAUACUUUGUAUACCCUCCCAUCAUAAAAAAACACUAAAACACUUAGAUAUAAAAAUAUGAUCAUCUGUCAUUGAAAAAAAAAUAAGACAAAAAAAAAAGUUUAGAAAAAAUCAAUAAAUCAUAGGUAAAUUGUUAAAAACAAAUAUUAUGGUAAUUUCAGUUUUAUUAAAAUCAUAAACUUGUAUAUGGUUCACUUGUACCAUAUGUAUUUAGUCUUUUUCGUACCUAAUGUAUUUGGUUUUGUACGGUAUGUAUUUGGUCUUAUAGCAGAUGUAUGUUAUCUUCAAUGUACUGUAUGUAUUCGUUCGUAUGUAUUUGGCCUUGUACCGUAUGUAUUUGGUCUCCUUUGUAAGGUUUGUAUUUGGCCUUGUAUCGUAUGUAUUUGGUCUCCUUUGUAAGGUUUGUAUUUGGCCUUGUAUCGUAUGUAUUUGGUCUCCUUUGUAAGGUUUGUAUUUGGUCUUGUAUCGUAUGUAUUUGGUCUUGUAUGUAUUUGGUCUUGUAUCGAGUGUAUUUGGUGUUGUAUUUGGCCUUGUAUCGUAUGUAUUUGGUCUCCUUUGUAAGGUUUGUAUUUGGUCUUGUAUCGUAUGUAUUUGGUCUUGUAUGUAUUUGGUCUUGUAUCGAGUGUAUUUGGUAUUGUAUUUGGUAUUGUACCGUAUGUAAUUGGUAUUGUAUUGUAUGAAUUUGGUCUUGUACCUUAUGUAUUUGGUCUUGUACCUUAUGUAUUUGGUCUUGUACCUUAUGUAUUUGGUCUUGUAUCGUAUGUAUUUGGUCUUGUAUCGUAUGUAUUUGGUCUUGUACCUUAUGUAUUUGGUCUUGUACCUUAUGUAUUUGGUCUUGUACCUUAUGUAUCUGGUCUUUUACUGUAUGUAUUUGGUUUACUUGUACCGGGUAUAUGUUUUAGAUGUAAUUAAUCAUUAAAUUUUCAUUAUAUUAAUAUUUCACAUUCAUACUCCUGUCACAUUUUAUUCACAUUUCUUAGGUGCUUGAUAUAGUCUUAUUUGUCUAAUAAGUAUGUGCUGUACAUCUAGUAUAUUAUUGAAGUUUAACAUUGAUGUAUCUGAAGUAUUGAAUAAUUUAAGUUUAACUCAUCUGUCUGUAUAGUAUGCAAAUAAUUGAAUUUAACUCAUCUGUCUGUAUAGUAUGCAAAUAAUUGAAUUUUAAAAUUUAACUCAGUACGUCUGUAUAGUAUGUGAAAAAUUGAAGUUUAAGCACACUAUGUCUGUAUGGUAUGCAAAAAAAUGAUGUUUAAACUUAAUCUGUCUGUAUAGUAUGCGAACAAUUGAAGUUUAGGCACACUAUGUCUGUAUAGUAUGCAAAAAAAUGAAGUUUAGGCACAAUAUGUCUGUAUAGUAGGCAAAUAAUUGAAGUUUAAACUCAAUCUGUCUGUAUCGUAUGCGAAUAAUUGAAGUUUAAAUUCAAUCUGUCUGUAUAGUAUGCGAAUAAUUGAAGUUUAAAUUCAAUCUGUCUGUAUAGUAUGCGAAUAAUUGAAGUUUAAAUUCAAUCUGUCUGUAUAGUAUGCGAAUAAUUGAAGUUUAAACUCAAUAUGUCUGUAUAGUAUGCAAAUAAUUGAAGUUUGAACUUCAUCUGUCUGUAUAGUAUGCAAAUAAUUGAUCUUUAAACUCAAUCUGUCUGUAUUGUAUGCAAAUAAUUGAAGUUUAAACUCCAUCUGUCUGUAUCGUAUGCGAAUAAUUGAAGUUUAAACUCAAUCUGUCUGUAUAGUAUGCGAAUAAUUGAAGUUUAAACUCAAUAUGUCUGUAUAGUAUGCAAAUAAUUGAUCUUAAAACUCAAUAUGUCUGUAUAGUAUGCAAAAAAUGAAGUUUAAACUCAAUCUGUAUGUAUAGUAUGCGAAUAAUUAAAGUUUAAACUCAAUCUGUUUGUAUAGUAUGCAAACAAUUGAAGUUUGAACUCAAUCUGUCUGUAUAGUAUGCGAAUAAUUGAAGUUUAAACUCAAUCUGUCUGUAUAGUAUGCGAAUAAUUAAAGUUUAAACUCAAUCUGUUUGUAUAGUAUGCAAACAAUUGAAGUUUAAACUCAAUCUGUCUGUAUAGUAUGCGAAUAAUUAAAGUUUAAACUCAAUCUGUUUGUAUAGUAUGCAAGCAAUUGAAGUUAGAACUUCAUCUGUCUGUAUAGUAUGCAAAUAAUUGAAGUUUGAACUCAAUCUGUCGGUAUAGUAUGAGAAUAAUUGAAGUUUAAACACAAUCUGUCUGUAUAGUAUGCGAAUAAUUAAAGUUUAAACUCAAUCUGUUUGUAUAGUAUGCAAACAAUUGAAGUUUAAACUCAAUCUGUCUGUAUAGUAUGCGAAUAAUUAAAGUUUAAACUCAAUCUGUUUGUAUAGUAUGCAAACAAUUGAAGUUUAAACUCAAUCUGUCUGUAUAGUAUGCGAAUAAUUAAAGUUUAAACUCAAUCUGUUUGUAUAGUAUGCAAGCAAUUGAAGUUAGAACUUCAUCUGUCUGUAUAGUAUGCAAAUAAUUGAAGUUUGAACUCAAUCUGUCGGUAUAGUAUGAGAAUAAUUGAAGUUUAAACACAAUCUGUCUGUAUAGUAUGCAAACAAUUGAAGUUUAAACUCAAUCUGUUUGUAUAGUAUGCAAGCAAUUGAAGUUAGAACUUCAUCUGUCUGUAUAGUAUGCAAACAAUUGAAGUUUAAACUCAAUCUGUCUGUAUAGUAUGCGAAUAAUUAAAGUUUAAACUCAAUCUGUUUGUAUAGUAUGCAAGCAAUUGAAGUUAGAACUUCAUCUGUCUGUAUAGUAUGCAAACAAUUGAAGUUUAAACUCAAUCUGUCUGUAUAGUAUGCGAAUAAUUAAAGUUUAAACUCAAUCUGUUUGUAUAGUAUGCAAACAAUUGAAGUUUAAACUCAAUCUGUCUGUAUAGUAUGCGAAUAAUUAAAGUUUAAACUCAAUCUGUUUGUAUAGUAUGCAAGCAAUUGAAGUUAGAACUUCAUCUGUCUGUAUAGUAUGCAAAUAAUUGAAGUUUAAACUCAAUCUGUCUGUAUUGUAUGCAAACAAUUGAAGUUUAAACUCAAUCUGUUUGUAUAGUAUGCAAGCAAUUGAAGUUAGAACUUCAUCUGUCUGUAUAGUAUGCAAAUGAUUGAUUUUUAAACUCAAUCUGUCUGUAAAGUAUGCGAAUAAUUGAAGUUUAAACUCAAUCUGUCUGUAUAGUAUGCGAAUAAUUGAAGUUUAAACUCAAUUUGUUUGUAUUGUAUGCAAGCAAUUGAAGUUAGAACUUCAUCUGUCUGUAUAGUAUGCAAAUAAUUGAUUUUUAAACUCAAUCUGUCUGUAAAGUAUGCGAAUAAUUGAAGUUUAAACUCAAUCUGGCUGUAUAGUAUGCGAAUAAUUGAAGUUUAAACUCAAUAUGUCUGUAUAGUAUGCAAACAAUUGAAGUUUGAACUUCAUCUGUCUGUAUAGUAUGCAAAUAAUUGAUCUUUAAACUCAAUCUGUCUGUAUUGUAUGCAAAUAAUUGAAGUUUAAACUCAAUCUGUCUGUAUCGUAUGCGAAUAAUUGAAGUUUAAACUCAAUCUGUCUGUAAAGUAUGCGAAUAAUUGAAGUUUAAACUCAAUAUGUCUUUAUAGUACGCAAACAAUUGAAGUUUGAACUUCAUCUGUCUGUAAAGUAUGCAAAUAAUUGAUCUUUAAACUCAAUCUGUCUGUAUAGUAUGCAAAAAAAAGGUUAGGCACAAUCUGUCUGUAUAGUAUGCGAAUAAUCGAUCUUUAAACUCAAUCUGUCUGUAUAGUAUGCGAAUAAUUGAAGUUUAAACUCAAUCUGUCUGUAUCGUAUGCGAAUAAUGGAAGUUUAAACUCAAUCUGUCUGUAUAGUAUGCAUAUAAUUGAUCUUUAAACUCAAUAUGUCUGUAUAGUAUGCGAAUAAUUGAUCUUUAAACACAAUCUGUCUGUAUAGUAUGCAAAAAAAUGAAGUUUAGGCACAAUCUGUCUGUAUAGUAUGCAAAAAAUUGAAGUUUAGGCACAAUCUGUCUGUAUAGUAUGCAAAAAAAUGAAGUUUAGGCACAUUCUGUCUGUAUAGUAUACGAAUAAUUGAUCUUUAAACUCAAUAUGUCUGUAUAGUAUGCGAAUAAUUGAAGUUUAAACUCAAUAUGUCUGUAUCGUAUGCGAAAUGGAAGUUUAAACUCAAUCUGUCUGUAUAGUAUGCAAAUAAUUGAUCUUUUAACUCAAUAUGUCUGUAUAGUAUGCGAAUAAUUGAUCUUUAAACACAAUCUGUCUGUAUUAGUAUGCAAACAAUUGAAGUUUAAACUCAAUCUGUCUGUAUAGUAUGCGAAUAAUUGAAGUUUAAUCUCAAUCUGUUUGUAUAGAAUGCAAACAAUUGAAGUUAGAACUUCAUCUGUCUGUAUAGUAUGCAAAUAAUUGAUCUUUAAACUCAAUUUGUCUGUAUAGUAUGCAAAAAAAAUUGAAGUUUUGGCACAAUUUGUCUGUAUAGUAGGCAAAUAAUUGAAGUUUAAACUCAAUCUGUCUGUAUAGUAUGCGAAUAAUUGAAGUUUAAACUCAAUAUGUCUGUAUAGUAUGCAAAUAAUUGAAGUUUAAACUCAAUCUAUCUGUAUGGUAUGCGAAAAAUUAAAGUUUAAGCACAAUUUGUCUGUAUAGUAUGCCCAUUAUUGAAGUAUAUGUACAUAAUCAUUUUAAAAACCGUAACUGUCCUUAUUGUAUGUAAUUAAUUGAAUUCUGAACGGUUUGUGCUUUGUAUUAAUUGCACAAGUUAUAUUAAUCGUUAAUUAUUCUAAAGUUUUCAUUGCCUUUGUAUAUACAUAUUUUUUCUUCUUAAAAAUACAAGAAGUUUAUUAUAAUUGUAUUUUUGUUUGGUAGUUUCAUAUUUGCUUUUUCAAUUUUAAUUUAUAUUGCUCUUGUUAGUUUGUUAUAUAUUUGCCCAAAGAAUCCAGUUUGAACAAUAUUGUUUAAUUUGAAUAGUUGAAAAUAAAAAAUAAAAAGUAUGCUUUUUGAAUGUCACUUUUUGAAAUGAGAAUGUGUUUUCUUGUUUCUUGAAUAAAGAAGCCUUCAUAAAAUUUAUCUAAGACCCAAUAUAGAUCAUAGGUUUUAACACUUGUGAUUUAAGACAUGUUAAAACAUACUUUUAACUAAGGUUAAACCUUGGCCUAUAUUAACACACAUGAUAAGCAGGUGUUAAACUGAAACAUGUCCUAUUCUGUAUUCUUAAAACACGCAACCUUUGGUUAUCCUUAUAAAUUUAUGAGAGGGGGCAAGUUUGCUCCCAACCUAUGCUUGUGUUUUGAAAAAUGACAAGUGUGAACAAAUUAUAUUAAGCAAUAUGAGACUUGGGGUGAUUUGCUUUAAGACAUGUGUUUUAACAUAGAGGGAGAACGCAAAAAGC
Mya arenaria is the source of this 10576-nucleotide messenger RNA. RefSeq lists its product as uncharacterized. Lineage: Eukaryota; Metazoa; Mollusca; Bivalvia; Myida; Myidae. The transcript is spliced from 16 exons. Gene Ontology annotation, molecular function: cysteine-type endopeptidase inhibitor activity involved in apoptotic process; ubiquitin protein ligase activity. Gene Ontology annotation, cellular component: cytoplasm; spindle microtubule; nucleus. The coding region runs from base 153 to 4811 and encodes 1552 amino acids. Gene Ontology annotation, biological process: negative regulation of apoptotic process; regulation of cell cycle; positive regulation of protein ubiquitination. The record is from RefSeq and is a predicted model, not a curated record.